This is a messenger RNA of Tachyglossus aculeatus (Australian echidna), 4919 nucleotides long. RefSeq names its product kelch repeat and BTB domain containing 8 (gene KBTBD8). Lineage: Eukaryota; Metazoa; Chordata; Mammalia; Monotremata; Tachyglossidae. Bases 56 to 1861 code for a protein of 601 amino acids. Gene Ontology annotation, molecular function: protein binding. The record is from RefSeq and is a predicted model, not a curated record. The transcript is spliced from 4 exons.
GAAGCGAAAUGACAUUUCCUCUUUAAACAGCUCGGAGCCGGGGAGCCGUCGAGAAAUGGCUGCGUCGGGUGACUUAUCUAAGUUUUCACAAGCACUGAAUGGGAUUCCUUCCUCAAACGUGAUCUGCGGUACAAUGGAUCCCUUCCAUGCUUGCAGUAUUCUUCAACAACUUAAAGUACAGUAUGAUGAAGGACAGUUGACAGAUAUCAUAGUAGAAGUGGAUCAUGGAAAAACAUUUUCUUGUCAUAGAAAUGUGCUUGCUGCAAUCAGUCCUUAUUUCAGAUCUAUGUUCACUAGCGGCCUUACGGAGAGCACACAGAAACAAGUACGAAUAGUUGGUGUUGAAGCAGAGUCAAUGAAUUUAGUGUUGAACUACGCAUAUACCUCCAGAGUUAUGCUGACAGAGGCCAAUGUCCAAGCUCUUUUCACUGCAGCAAAUAUUUUCCAGAUCCCCUCCAUUCAGGAUCAGUGUGCUAAAUAUAUGAUCAGUCACUUGGACCCACAAAACUCUAUUGGAGUUUUCAUUUUUGCUGAUCAUUAUGGCCAUCAGGAACUCAAAGAGAGAUCACAAGACUACAUACGUAAAAAGUUUGUGUGUGUCACCAAAGAACAGGAGUUUCUUCACUUGAGAAAAGACCAACUUAUCAGUAUACUAGACAGUGAUGACUUAAAUGUUGACAAAGAAGAGCAUGUUUAUGACAGCAUUAUCAGGUGGUUUGAACAUGAGCAAAAUAGAAGAGAAGUGCACCUUGCAGAAGUAUUUGCCAAAUGCAUUCGUAUGCCUCUGUUGGAAGAGACCUUUAUAGAGAAAAUCCCUCCCAUGUUUGCACAGGUUCUAGCCAAAAGCUCUGAACCAAAAGGACAGUAUAGUGCCAAUGGCUAUACACAAAGGCUUGGAAUGACUGCUUCUGAAAUGAUCAUAUGCUUUGAUGCUGCCCACAAACACUCAGGAAAGAAGCAAACAGUGCCUUGUCUAGAUGCAGUCAGAGGGAGAGUUUUUAAACUAUGCAAACCACCAAAUGACUUGAGGGAAGUUGGAAUUCUCGUGUCACCCGAUAAUGACAUUUACAUUGCAGGGGGUUACAGGCCAAGCAGCAGUGAAGUCUCCAUAGACCACAGGGCAGAGAGUGACUUCUGGAUGUAUGAUCAUUCUGGCAAUAGAUGGCUACCCAAGGCCCCCUUGUUGCGAGCCAGAAUAGGCUGCAAACUGGUGCAUUGCUGUGGUAAACUCUAUGCAAUAGGCGGCCGGGUUUAUGAAGGAGAUGGGAGGAACCCACUAAAAUCUGUGGAGUGUUAUGAUAGCAGAGAUAACUGUUGGACCGCCGUCAGCCCGAUGCCUGUAGCAAUGGAGUUUCAUAAUGCUGUGGAAUAUAAAGAGAACAUCUAUGUUUUACAGGGAGAAUUUUUCCUCUUCUUUGAUCCUCAAAAGAACUACUGGGGUUUUUUAACCCCUAUGACGGUGCCUAGAAUCCAGGGCUUAGCAGCUGUGUACAAUAAUUCCAUCUACUACAUAGCUGGAACCUGUGGAAAUCAUCAGCGUGUGUUUACCGUAGAGGCCUAUGAUAUUGAGCUAAAUAAAUGGACCCGCAAGAAAGAUUUUCCAUGUGAUCAGUCCAUAAGCCCAUACAUUAAACUUGUACUCCUCGAUAAUAAGCUCCAUUUAUUUGUUAGAGCUACUCAAGUGACCGUUGAAGAACAUAUCUUCAGAACCAGCAGAAAGAAUUCGCUUUACCAAUAUGAUGAGAUUGCAGACGAGUGGAACAAAGUAUAUGAAACUCCAGAUCGGCUCUGGGAUCUUGGCCGACAUUUUGAAUGUGCUGUUGCUAAACUGUAUCCACAGUGUCUCCAGAAAGUUCUCUAAUUGGUAACGCCUUAGGUAUUUCUGUGCUAUCUGAUAUUUGAGGAGACAUGUCUUAGGAUAAAACAAAGAAAAUCUGUCAGUAUUUAGUGUAAGCUGAAAGACAGUUUUGUACAUGGGGUUGGGUGCUCUUAAAGGUUGCAGUGUGGGGAGGGAUUACUGAUUUAAUUUCAUAUUUGUGAUGCUUUAAGUUCUGAGAGGGGAAGGUUACAAAGUGCAAUUAUCAGCAUUUUUCUGAUAUUAAAUUCAUGUCAUUCUAGAAGAUUUCUGUGAUUGAAACAACUAAGACUUUAGAAGAACCAAGACAACUAUGCACUACAACAAAAGAAAAUCUAGCAUUACUGGGUAUGAACAUCCAAACUAGUUCCAAGUGACUUUUUUCUUUUUAUUACGGGUAAAAUUUGAGGCAAUAUCACUAGGUUUUUACUUUAGCUGUGACCUAACCAAUAUAGAAGAACACUACAGUAGGUUCUGAUUCUUAAUAUUUAUACCUUUUUGUGUAUGCUGUUUUGAAGUGUACUAAGAUGUUUGUCAUAUAUUUUCAUCCAUUCCAGGUGGUUGUUGAUAAACAUCAAACUUAUGAAGAAGAGCUUUUUUGAUUACCUUUCACAUUGCCUAUCUGUGGGCUUUAAGUUGACCUAAUGGUACAAACUUGCUAUCUUUCUGGUAACUGAAGUGUUUUUCCAAGUGCUGAUACUUGUCUCUCUUUUUACUUUUUUCUUUUUUUAAAUCCCAUGAAGGGCUUAAAUCCAAAGGUUGAUUGGUGCUAGUACACUCUAUUUUUUCCAAAAGUACACUGUAAUACGUGGGGGGCAAGAAUAGCCUUAAAUUGGCUAAUUCCACAUUCACAUUUAAAGGUAGCCUGCUAGUUUGAUGUACUUAUUGCAGGAUCCACUCACGGGAACACUUUGGAACUCCAGUGAGUUCUGCAUUUAAAAUAAUAGCAAAAAUGGCCAUUUUAAUUAAAUAUAUUGGCUAUUGAGUGCUUUCUACUCUUACACAUAUGGUUGGUCUUCUAACCAUUUAGUGUGGACAAACAAUUGGCCUUUCCUCAGUCUAUCGUCAUCUUUGUUUCUAGACCCUUCUCGUCCCUUUGACUCAAAAUCCCUUUAUGGGCGUAUUACUGUUCUGCACAGAAGAAAAAUGUGAAUUUCUGCCCGACUAAACUUCUUUUUUGAUCCACUUUGCAAAUCAUGAGAAUUCACCCAAUUCUCUGAUUUAGUGAUUUUUAGAUGGAUCCUAGUAAAUUUUUACUUUUAAUUAUUUCUGUGCAUUUAUCUUAAUUUAAGUCAUUUGAUUCUAAGGUUAUUCUGUUCAUCAACUUGAUUGAAAAGGGGAAAUAUGUUAGGAGAAAACCCUAGGGCCAUUAGCUAUAACGAGUCUAUUCACAGAAAUACUUUUUAGGUUUAGACAUAAAGAAUCAAUCAGUAGGAGUUGUUUAUUUGGCCGAUGGAUUUUUAACACUCUUCUAAGCACAUUAAAGUAAAAACAGUGAAUAUCGUGAUCACAUAGAUGAUCACUAUCAAUCAAAAUAUUUUUAUCAGUAAUGUUUCUAUUGCCUGUAAAGAGCAUUUACGUGUGUUACAAAAUCCAAUCUUACAAAACAACUGAUUCUUUUCCCUCUUUAAUGAAAGCAAAAUGCUCUGGGUUGUAUAUUAAAUUUUGCACAAAUUGAUUGUAACAUGAUACUGUGAAAAACAACAAAAAAGGAAAAAAAAAAUACACUGCCUCUUUGCAUCACAUACCUCGUUUUACAGAAACUUUCCAUACUGCUUUUUGGAGAUGUGGUUGUUUGGAAACUUUCUGAAGCAGAAUUUUAAAGUGGAUAGCAUUUGGAGUUUCAUUUUAAAAUGCGGUUUCAGAAAGCUGGGUGUGUGACAUCUUUGCAUUGGUUAAAAUGCUUUGGCUAAUCAUAAACCUUUUUCUGAAAGUACAUGUCAGCCAAUGUAAUUUUUCAUGUAUUUUUCUUUUCAAGUUUUCCUUGGUCAUAUAUUCAUGUGGUUAUAGGACUAGCUGCAAGCUUUCUGAAGCACCCUUCCCUACAGUGUUGCAUUUGUGUGUAAAGUCUGUUUUGCAAAAAUGUUAAUGUAAUUUGUUUCAAAUGCUUGGUUGGAUAUUUACAAGUUUUCUUGCUGCUUUUUGACAAUCUUCUGUAUUUAUUUAGGAUGAAAUUUCAGCAUUUUACUUGAAAACAUGGUAUAAAAUGUUGUUAGCAAUUGACUUUCCAGAUGUUUUAGAAGUAUAGAAGAUUAUGAUUUAAUUCUACAGUAGAAUUGUUUUUGUUGAUCUGCACUAAAGUACAAAUUUUUGUAUCUUUAACCAUUCAUACAGAGGGUAUGAUCCAAGACAGUAGUGUGUUCAAAAAGCUAAAGCCUGAAACUUGCCAUGGAUAUGAAAUAUGUUGAAUCAUAUACAAACAAUAAUCUAAGGAAUAAUAUAGCUGAGACAUUUUGCCACUUUUAAAUGCUUCAAAAAGGAGCCCUAGAAAAAGAUUGUUGGGGAAAGUUUUGCUUUGUAGUUUGUCUUUUUUUUUUUUUCUUGAAGCAUAUUUGUUUAGUGGAAGAGAAAAUUGAUAAAAAGCUCCAAGGUACUAUAGGAUGAAAAAACAGGACUAACACCCACAAGUGUGGUAUUUUCUCUUCUCAGCUUAAUUUUGCCUGUUCAUUUUAAUUAACACUCCCCCUCAAGAGUUUGUAUGACCUUUCCUUGUUUGUUCUUCCCAUGAGGAGAAUUAGACUUGCUGAAAAUUACCUUAUAAGAAACUGAAAUUGUAACUUUUAUUUUCCAUCCUUACUGUAUCUGUUCUGUAAAGUUGCCAUUGAGUCACUCAAACGUAUUUCAGUGAUAUAUCAGACCAACAAGGCUGAGACUUAAAAUCUUAACCUCAAGCAGAUUAAAAACGGCAUACAAUGUUCAGUGCUCAGGUAUGUAGUAAGAAGUACUGUAGUCCUAUGGGGGCAAACGUGUGGAUUUUAAAAGCAUUUGCCAUACUUGCACAAUUUUGCAUUACCAUGUGAUGUCAUACAUUUCUUAUAAUAAAACCUAUUCUUGUUGAAAUAUG